Messenger RNA from Aedes albopictus (Asian tiger mosquito), 1071 nucleotides. RefSeq names its product probable RNA methyltransferase CG1239. The transcript has 3 exons. The coding region runs from base 152 to 1003 and encodes 283 amino acids. Gene Ontology annotation, molecular function: O-methyltransferase activity; RNA methyltransferase activity; snRNA binding. The record is from RefSeq and is a predicted model, not a curated record. Gene Ontology annotation, biological process: snRNA modification. NCBI's taxonomy places the organism in Eukaryota, Metazoa, Arthropoda, Insecta, Diptera, Culicidae.
CGGUGCAUCUGAACCGGCGACGGCGGCGGCAAGCCAGCACAAGUCGCAAUUUCUGUGAACUCGCAUCGCGGUAAAACGUUUACAAAAAAAUCCUUUGAAAACUGUUGUUAAUAUCACUAGAAGUGUUGAGUAUUCAGUAAACAAUUUCAAAAUGGAAAACCAGAGUGCUACAAUCAAACCAGAACAUCAAGAAACGGACGAAUCUUCCCGGGAAAAUGUUCCGAACAACGCUGCUCAAACUGUUUCAAAAAAGCGUCGCCAUAGCGAUAACGACUGCCCCGCGGAGGAAGCCGUGAAACCCAAGAAAAUUUUCAAAUACGGAAACUACAACCGGUACUACGGCUAUCGAAAUAAGAACGAAUCACCGAUGGCGGAUGUUCGCCUUCAGGCUUUCAUCUCCCUCAAAGACAAAAUAACUGGAAAGCAAAUGUUGGACAUUGGCUGCAACAACGGUUCGCUGACUCUCCUGAUAGCGAAACAUUGUCAUCCCACUAGGACCGUUGGCAUCGAUAUAGACGGUGAUUUGAUUGGAAGUGCCCGACGUCACCAAUCAAACAUGCUAAAGUCCUGUACCGAUGAUGAAGACACAUUCAAAGUCUUGAAACGCGUUGAGUUUAGAACGGCAAACUACGCUUAUCAGGACGAAUCUCUCCUGGCUAGCGAGAAACCUCAGUUCGAUGUGAUAUUGUGCCUAUCGGUGACGAAGUGGAUACACCUUAACUUUGGAGAUGCCGCAGUGAAGCUCACCUUCAAGCGCGCCUAUCGCCAGUUGAACGAAGGUGGCAUUUUUAUACUGGAGGCGCAGCCCUGGAGCAGUUAUAAGAAGAAAAAGAAACUAACGGAUGCAAUAUUUGAGCAGUUCAAACAAAUCGCUUUCCGUCCGGAUGAGUUCAAUCGGUACCUGCUGGGCGAUGAGAUUGGCUUUCGGGAGAUGUUUGAGCUCAAGAUAGCCGAUCAUGCGGUGAAGGGCUUCCGAAGGCCGAUUUAUGCGUUUCGGAAAUAGGAAGGUAAGUCAAAUGUGAUAUGCAGUUGUUUUGUUGAGAUAAAAAAAAACUAAGUGAAUUCGACAUA